CGUACUGGCAGUGGGGACAGCGAGUCUCCUUGGGGCUGUCCCUGGCCGCGGCCUGCUGUGCGCCGGGCAAAUAUGGGCGGCGGCGGGAGCAGCACCCGGAGGGUCACCUUCGAGGCGGAUGAGAAUGAAAACAUCACGGUGGUGAAGGGAGUGAGGCUGUCUGACAGCGUCAUUGAUCGUAUGAAGGAGCCUUCAGCCAGUGGAAGAUCACAGCACCGAUCAGCAUCUGGCACAGUUAAUGAUGAAGAGCUAAAGAAAAGAAUAGCUGAAGAGCUGGCAUUAGAGCGAGCCAGGAGAGACUCUGAAGCUCAAAAGAGAAGGUUGAAACAAGAACAGAUGUAUGUGCGUGAUGAGUUUGGCAAACUUCUGGAACGAGAGAGGAUUUCUUCAAACGAGCAUUUGACUCGAGCCAUCCUUCGCGAGAGAGCCGCGACGGAAGAGGAACGUCAGAAGGCACAGCGAUUUGAUAUAGAAAAAAAGGCCAGGCAGCUGGAAGAGAAAGACAGAGAACUGAAGAAGCAUGAUGCUUACUACAAAGAGCAGCUGGCUCGACUGGAAGAAAGGAGUGCCCAGUUCUACAAAGUUACCACAGAGGAAUACAAAAAAGCUGCUGAUGAAGUGUCAUCUCGGUUCAAGCGAUAUGAGUCUCACCCAAUCUGUGCUGAUCUGCAGGAUAAAAUUCUACAGUGUUAUCAACAACACGCUCAGGAGACUCUCAGCUGCUCUGCCCUGGCCAGCCAGUACCUGCACUGUGUCAAUCAUGCCAAACAGCAGAGCAUGCUUGGGAGAGGAGGAUAAAGGCAUUGUCCAAAUCAAGCACAAGACCAUCAACUCUAAUUUCAGCAGAAGAGCAUUUUUUUUCCCAAGAGUGAUAUCACAGCCCAUUUACAGGGCAAGCCAAUAAAGAGAAGAACUGGAAGAACCAUUUCAAGAGCAGCAGCCAUCACAGCUCAAUCAGUGUGACCAUUUGAAAAACCGAGACCUGUAUCCAAUUCCAUCAGAAAUCACGCAGCCGAAGAUCCUGUUCAGUCUUAGUAAAAUCCACUUAUUGGUGAUUGAAGGAAGGAAAAGAAAAGAACCUUUCACUGACCUUAGAAAGGGGGAAUAUCCUUCAAGCGCUGCUAUUUCAUUGUAGAAUCUCCUCAAAAAAGCUUCCCACUGUCAGAGGCACGGGUAUGUAACACUUGGUGUGCUGGGACGUGGUGGGACUUUGUGAGCAAGCCAGCCGCUGCUCCUUACCGUGCUGUACUCCUUGCUCAUAUUAAAGUUUCUCUUGCCAUGUAUAAUGACAAACUAAAUUGUGCUCUAACUUAUUUCACAAAUGAUGUAACUUAAUGUAAGUCUCUCUCCAGGCCUUCUGCUGGAAUGAUGUUAAUGAUGCAAUACUUCAGAUGUAACAUGGCCUUUAUUUACCUGAAAUGAUUCUGUUGUGCUCCUCACUCCUCUAUCAAAUAAUGAUGAAAAUGCCUCUCUCUGUACCAACAAUAAAUAUAUUUUAUGA
Messenger RNA from Dryobates pubescens (Downy woodpecker), 1501 nucleotides. It is a transcript of the gene CHCHD3, whose product is annotated as coiled-coil-helix-coiled-coil-helix domain containing 3. The transcript has 9 exons. Gene Ontology annotation, biological process: inner mitochondrial membrane organization. Gene Ontology annotation, cellular component: MICOS complex; mitochondrion. The record is from RefSeq and is a predicted model, not a curated record. The coding region runs from base 73 to 798 and encodes 241 amino acids. NCBI's taxonomy places the organism in Eukaryota, Metazoa, Chordata, Aves, Piciformes, Picidae.